AUGCAUUUGGCUCGGAGCUUUGUGGUCUCCUGUCUGGUGGCGACGGGUCUUGCUUUGCCUAGUAGUGAUAUUACCAAGGAGGCACGCAGUGUGAAGUACGCACCUAAAGUGCCUCCCUUGACGACACCGUGGACCGACAAGGUGGGAACGAACCCCUGGCCCGAAUAUCCCCGGCCGUUGCUGCAGCGAAAGCAGUGGAAGAACCUCAAUGGAAUCUGGAAGUACCAGAGUGCAGCAAAUCUCGAUGCUGUUCAGAGCCCGCCUUUUGGGCAAGAGCUUGAACAGGAGGUGUUGAUUCCAUCUUGUCUUGAGAGUGCAUUGUCCGGGAUCCAAGCCGAUUCGGCUUUAUAUUCCUGGUUUUCAACCUCAUUCGAUGUCUCUCCUGCAUGGAAGGGUGAGCAGGUUGUGCUGAACUUCGGAGCUGUAGACUACGAAGCCACAGUCUUUGUCAAUGGAAAGGAGGCAGGCUUCCACCGUGGUGGAUACUUCCGUUUCUCCUUGGAUGUGACAGAGCACCUAAAGUUCGGCGAGAAGAAUGAGCUGCUGGUCUUCGCGCAUGACCCCACAGAUUCUGAUGACUAUGUCAUCCCCAUUGGAAAGCAGACCCUGAGGCCAAGUCACAUCUUCUAUACUCCUUGUAGUGGAAUCUGGCAAAGUGUCUGGCUCGAGGCUGCUCCCUCCAACCACAUUACCAACCUGGAUAUCGACGCAAACAUGCAUGGUCAAGUCAACAUCACUGUGCACAGCUCCGCCAAGGAUACAUCUGCCCAGGCUGAGGUCACCGUCCACAAGGAUGGAAAGACCGUUGCAACUCACAAAGGCCCCACCAACAAGCCGUUCCAGUUCAAGGUGUCCUCACCUAAGCUUUGGUCCCCAGACUCUCCUGAAUUGUACGAUGUGACCGUCAAACUAGGCAACGACAAGGUGGAGAGUUAUACCGGCUUCCGUACAAUCUCCCGCGGCAAGGUUGACGGAAUCGAGCGACCUUUGCUUAAUGGAGAAUUCAUUUUCAUGUUCGGUACCCUGGACCAAGGUUAUUGGCCCGACGGACUCUACACACCCCCGAAUCUGGAGGCGAUGGUGUACGAUCUGAAGUUCCUCAAGAAAUUGGGUUUCAACAUGGUCCGCAAGCACAUCAAAGUCGAGACCGACCUCUUCUACCGAGCAUGCGAUGAGAUUGGCCUACUCGUGAUCCAGGACAUGCCCUCCCUGCGCCCGCUCCAGAAUGUUCUACCGAAUGAGGAGCAGCAGGUCGAGUUCGGACGGCAGAUGGACCUCUUGGUUAACCAGUUCAAGAGCUACCCCAGUAUCGUGUCUUGGGUCGUUUACAACGAAGGCUGGGGCCAAAUCACCGACUACUUCCCCGAGUUCGCCUUAACCGAGCGAGUGAGACAGCUGGACCCCACUCGCCUCGUGGACUCAACAACCGGCUGGUUCGACCACGGCGCAGGAGACUUUAGCGACAACCACCACUACGCUAACCCACAAUGCGGCACGCCCUUCUACUCCACACAGUCGAGCCCCUACGACCCCAGCCGGAUCGGGUUCCAAGGUGAAUUCGGCGGCAUUGGCACCAAUGUUUCCAUCGAGCACCUCUGGAACAACCAGGCAGCCAUCGACACGAUCGACCAAACCUAUGAGAUUGAUGAGACCAUCGACGCAUGGAAUUAUCGCAGUCACCGUCUGCUCGAUGAGCUCGAGGACCAGAUCCGGUUGUAUGCUUGCAGCGGUGGUGUCUGGACCCAGACCACCGAUGUCGAAGGUGAGGUCAAUGGGUUGAUGACCUACGACCGGCGCUUGGAGAGAGUCGACGUCAAGCAGUGGAAGGAGGAUAUCAAGGCUCUGUAUGAGGCUGCGGCUGCGCGCUCAUAA
Molecule: messenger RNA, 1872 nt
Organism: Penicillium bovifimosum
Lineage: Eukaryota; Fungi; Ascomycota; Eurotiomycetes; Eurotiales; Aspergillaceae
Product: putative hydrolase
Exons: 7
Coding region: 1-1872 (623 amino acids)
Biological process (GO): carbohydrate metabolic process
Molecular function (GO): hydrolase activity, hydrolyzing O-glycosyl compounds
Source: RefSeq, a predicted model, not a curated record